AUGGCUGCGCAUCAGCAACAUUCUGACUUGCCUUCAAGAACGAAUACCAACGCUUCUGAAGAGGAUGCCAUCCCUGAAGGCGAUCCUUCCAAUACCACAGGUCUCCUUCUGGAGCGUUUACAGGCAUGGAAGCACAUGGUUUCAUAUCUCGAAGAAUACAUUGGCGCAGUAGGAAAAGGACAGCAUUCAGAAGCCAAGGAACAAGAAAAGAUCUUGAAGGUGAACCAUGCCCACCCGCAAUCCACAGCACAUACUAACCGGUCGCACGCCCCUCAGACCCUUUCGAAACCUCUAAAGCAAGGUCAUCAUUUCGACCAAGAGAACCGUGGUGUUGCUGGCCUUUUCGAGAACAUCCGCUCCAACACCCAAGCAAUCGCAAACCUACAUGAUGAGACGGCCAAGAAUAUCUCUGGCACUGUCCUUCCCAUGCUCGAACGCCUUCACAAGGAGAUCAAGGCCAAGGGAAAGGAGCUAGGCUCUGGCGCUGCUAAGCAAUCCAAAGCGGUGGACAAAGCUCGUAAUGCAAGCCAGAAGCACAUCGAGCUCCUGGGACAGUACACGGCAAAUUUUGACUCGGCAGGCGGAAAGGUUGAUGCAGCGCAUGAUCCAUACGUCCUCCAACGAGGCAUUUAUCACCGUCUCAAUCAGCAAAUUCUGGAGGAGAAUAACAAUCGCAAUGAUCUUCUGACUGUCCAAAACAGUUUCCAGCAAUUUGAAGCGCAUGUCCUCACCAUCGUACAGAAUGCUCUGGGGUCCUUCUCCCAGUUCAUGGGUGGACAAGCUGAGAGGCACAGAGCUAUGUACGGAGACAUGGCCUCGACUGCACAAAAAGUUCCUCUUGAUUUCGAGUGGCGCGGAUUUAUCAAGCGCAAUGAGAACCUACUCAUUAACCCCGACGCUCCACCAAGAAGCAUGAGCAACAUCACCUUCCCCAACCAAGGCCACCGAGCUACAAAACCCGUGAUCGAAGGCUCACUAGAACGCAAAUCACAUGGCAUCGGUGCAUUGACAGGUUACAAAACCGGCUACUACGCCCUCACACCAGCCGGUUACCUCCACGAAUUCAAAGACAACAACGACUUCCAAAAGGAUCCUAUUCCAGAACUAUCUUUGUACCUGCCAGAUUGCAGCAUUGGCGGUGUCGAUGGCGUCAAAUUCCACAUCAAAGGCAAAGACGUGUCUGGCGGCAAGCUCACCUCAAAGAUGCAUCUGAGUUCCGAGUACCAAUUCAAAGCGCACACGCCUGCCGACGCUCAGCAGUGGCAUAGCAUUAUUAUGUCUCAGGCUGGCAAGACUACCGACUCGGUGCCUGCUUCGCCUAUGGAGAGCAGGGUGGGAGGUGGCGGUGUUGCUGCUGCACAGGAGCCCGGCAGCAUCGGCACGAAUGUCCAGCAGCAGCAGCAAAGCAUAUCUGGUACGGGCGCUACGCCAACGAGUGCUGCUGCAGGGGAUAAAAUGAUGAGCCCGACAGAGAACACGGGAUACAUACAAGAUACUUUUCCACAGCAAAGCGCUGGCGCAACGGGCCCAGGUAGUCAUUUCUAUGGCACUCCUGCUACUAAUGAGAUGGAAGAACGAAAAUAUUAA
Messenger RNA from Endocarpon pusillum Z07020, 1587 nucleotides. RefSeq lists its product as uncharacterized. The record is from RefSeq and is a predicted model, not a curated record. The transcript has a single exon. NCBI's taxonomy places the organism in Eukaryota, Fungi, Ascomycota, Eurotiomycetes, Verrucariales, Verrucariaceae. Bases 1 to 1587 code for a protein of 528 amino acids.